GAAAUUAGUCGAGUGUAGUUUAACCGCGGUUGAAUAGAGGCGAGGCCUACAUUGAAUUCACUACAAGUCCAACACACGUCUCACUCAAAACCCUGAUAGAACCCUAGAAAUUUCUUGCUAUUUCUUUCCCAAAUCAAUCAAUCUUCCCCCUUUAAUGUCUCUUUGAGAACCCUGUUUUCACCUCAAUUUCUCAUUCUUCCGUUUGGAUUAAUUUAGAAACCAUGAGUAGUUGGAGAGCGCUUCUUCUUAGAAUUGGUGAUAAAGGUCCUGAAUAUGGUGGAACCACUGAUUUCAAAGAACACAUUGAAACAUGUUUCGGUCUGCUCAUGCGAGAAAUCGAACACGCUGAUGAUGAAAUCUUAGAUUUUCUUCUUCAAUGUGCAGAACAAUUGCCUCAUAAAGUUCCCUUCUAUGGGACAUUGGUUGGUUUAAUAAACUUGGAAAAUGAGGAAUUUGCUAAGAAGGUAGUGGAGACAACACAAGCUAAUCUUCAGGAUGCUUUAAAUACUGGAGACUGCGACAGGAUUCGUAUUUUAGUGCGGUUUCUUACUGUUCUUAUGUGCAGCAAAGUCGUCCCACCUUCUUCUGUUAUGGUGGUCUUCGAAACGCUAUUGUCUUCAGCUGCCACAACAGUAGAUGAUGAGACAGGAAAUCCUUCUUGGCAAGCACGUGCCGAUUUUUAUAUAAGGUGCAUUUUAUCCAGUCUUCCAUGGGGAGGAGCUGAGCUAAUUGAGCAAGUUCCGGAUGAGAUUGAAAGGGUUAUGGUUGGUAUUGAAGCUUACUUGAGCAUUAGGAAGCGUACUUAUGAUAUUGGCGUCUCUGUUUUUGAGUUUGACGAUGAAAGUGUGAAAGCUCGUAAUGAAAAGGAUUUCUUAGAAGAUUUGUGGGAUAGGAUAAAAGUGUUGUCGAAUAAUGGAUGGAAAGUUGACAGUGUUCCCAGGCUUCAUCUUCCGUUUGAAGCUCAACUUGUGGUUGGAAAGUCUCAUGACUUUGCUCCAAUCAGCUGCCCCGAGCAACCUGAACCUCCAUCAACGGUUUCUGGUAUCACGUGUGGGAAACAUAUGCAUGAAGCUGCUCUGAAGUAUCCUCAAAGGCUUCAUAGGCUAAAUAUAUUUCCUGCCAAUAAAAUUGAGGAUUUGCAGCCAAUUGAUCGCUUCAUUGUCGAGGAGUACUUGCUGGAUGUGCUUCUGUUCUUCAAUGGCUGUCGCAAAGAAUGUGCAUUGUAUAUGGUUGGUCUACAUGUGCCCUUUCGAUAUGAGUAUCUUAUGGCAGAGACAAUUUUCUCUCAGCUGCUUUUACUCCCUGAACCGCCCUUCAAGCCGAUGUACUACACUUUAGUUAUUAUUGACCUUUGCAAGGCUCUUCCAGGGGCUUUUCCAGCAGUUGUGGCUGGAGCAGUUCGAGCUCUCUUCGGGAGGAUCGCUGAUCUGGAUAUGGAGUGCCGGAUGCGGCUUAUCCUAUGGUUUUCACAUCACUUAUCAAACUUUCAAUUUGUUUGGCCAUGGGAAGAAUGGAUCCAUGUCUUAGACCUCCCGAAAUGGGCCCCACAACGGGUUUUUGUUCAGGAAGUAUUAGAAAGAGAAGUACGUUUAUCAUACUGGGAUCAAAUCAAACAGAGCAUAGAGAAUGCCCCAGAGUUAGAAGAACUACUUCCAGCAAAGGCUGGACCCAACUUCAAAUACAGCGCUGAAGGUGACAAGGAAGGCCCAGAACAUGCACUAUCCUCGCAACUCAGCCGCUUGGUGAAGGGAAGGAGUGUUGCACGUGAGGUUAUUUCAUGGAUAGAAGAGACAAUAAUUCCUGUUCAUGGUCCACAGAUUGCACUCGAAGUGGUCAUUCACACCCUACUUGAUAUUGGGUCGAAAAGUUUCACUCAUCUAAUCACCGUAUUGGAAAGAUAUGGUCAAGUUAUUGCUAAGCUAUGUCCUGAUCAAGACAAGCAAGUGAUGCUAAUAGAUGAAGUUAGUUCAUACUGGAAAAAUAGUGCUCAAAUGACAGCUGUAACCAUUGAUAGGAUGAUGGGUUACCGGUUAAUUUCUAAUCUUGCUAUCGUCAGAUGGGUCUUCUCUCCAGCUAACUUCGAUCAAUUCCAUACGUCUGAUCGUCCAUGGGAGAUACUCAGAAAUACAAUUAACAAGACAUACAACCGCAUCUGUGAUCUAAGGAGAGAGAUUUCCACCCUUUCUAAGAGUGUGUCAAAAGCUGCGGAAGCUGCAUCACACGCUAAAGCAGAGCUUGAGGCAGCUGAAACUAAGAUUACCCUUAGGGAUGGUGAACCAGUUCAAGGUGAAGGGCCUGUUAGGAUGAAACGGUUGACAUCUAUUGCUGAGAAGGCAAAUGAGGAGUUAGUAUCAGCACGUGACACUUUAGAGGCCAAGGAAGCUCUCCUUGCUCGUGCCCUCGAGGAAAAUGAGGCAUUGUUCAUCUCUUUGUACAAGAGGUUUUCAGAUGUACUUGCGGAACGGCUUCCUGUUGCUUCUCCUGACGGAACAAUACGUACUCUGCGAGGUCAGACUGAUAAUAUGGUUGUUGAUUCUGAAGAGCCAUCUGAGAUGGAGGUGGAUGAAAAUGGAAAAUCCAGGAAAAGUGAUCACUUAAAUGGGGUAAGCAAUGGCUACAACAUUGGAGAAAAAGAGCAGUGGUGUUUAACAACUUUAGGUUAUGUCAAAGCAUUUUCAAGGCAAUAUGCUGCUGAGAUAUGGCCCCAUAUUGAGAAGUUGGAUGCUGAGGUAUUUACAGAGGAUAUUAGUCCACUGUUUCGGAAAGCCAUUUAUUCUGGCUUGCGGCGUCCCAGUAAUGGAGUGUGAGUGAAUACACUAUUGUGGAAGUUCUGCAGUGAGAAGUUGGACGCAGUUGUUUCUCUUUCCCAGGAAGCUCUUAAUUCUGGUUUACAGUAGAACAUUCAAGGAUGAAAGUUUGACUGCUAGGUACAUUAUCUUGUAACAAAGAAGUCCAGAACCUAGUUAGUAAUUCGGGAUUCGGCAAACGUACGGAACGGUAAACGUACGAGUAUUAUACGGUUUUGUAAAAUUCAGAUUCAGACCAAAAUUCGGUCAAUGGGACGUGAUUCGUCAGUAAUUCGGAACGGCAUACGUACGUGUAUGAUUCGAUUUAUAAAUGUGAGUUCGGCUCUGAAAAUUCGGUAUCUAUAUAUAACAAAUAAUUUGUAUUUAUAAGGUCAUAGACCAAUUUUUAUGCAUAUGUGUGAGUUAUUUAAAGAAAAAAUAAACUUAAUAUGAUGAUAUUAAUAAUAUAUACAACAUUAGUUAUCC
Papaver somniferum (opium poppy) is the source of this 3272-nucleotide messenger RNA. Its product is annotated as nuclear cap-binding protein subunit 1-like. Gene Ontology annotation, molecular function: protein binding; RNA cap binding; mRNA binding. The record is from RefSeq and is a predicted model, not a curated record. The coding region runs from base 222 to 2807 and encodes 861 amino acids. Gene Ontology annotation, cellular component: nuclear cap binding complex; nucleus. The transcript has 19 exons. NCBI's taxonomy places the organism in Eukaryota, Viridiplantae, Streptophyta, Magnoliopsida, Ranunculales, Papaveraceae. Gene Ontology annotation, biological process: mRNA export from nucleus; nuclear-transcribed mRNA catabolic process, nonsense-mediated decay.